UUAAAGCGUCAGAGGAGCGUCCCCGUGCGUCUAGUCUCUCUGUCCGGGUGCACGCGGAUUGACCACUCCUUUGGGCUUUUUCCUGGAUUUACGGGGAAAGCUAAACCACAAACAUGACUGACGCGCAACAAGAGGCCCGCUCCUACCUGAGCGAGGAAAUGCUGGCUGAGUUCAAAGCCGCCUUCGACAUGUUUGACACUGACGGAGGCGGUGACAUCAGCACCAAGGAGCUGGGAACCGUCAUGAGGAUGUUGGGUCAAAACCCGACCCGAGAGGAGCUGGACGAGAUCAUCGAGGAGGUAGACGAGGACGGCAGCGGUACCAUUGACUUCGAGGAGUUCUUGGUCAUGAUGGUUAGGCUGCUCAAGGAGGACCAGGCCGGCAAGAGCGAGGAAGAGUUGGCCGAGUGCUUCCGUGUCUUCGACAAGAACGCUGACGGCUACAUCGACAGAGAGGAGUUUGCUCUGAUCAUCCGCAGCACCGGAGAGAGCAUCACAGAGGACGAGAUUGACGAGCUCAUGAAGGAUGGAGACAAGAACUCAGAUGGCAUGCUGGACUUUGACGAAUUCCUCAAGAUGAUGGAGAAUGUACAAUAAACGCUGACGCCUCUUGGACAUUCCUCCUUCUCUCUCCCUCCAUCCCUCCAACCGUCCUCCCACCUUUGCAACAGAAAGCUAGCGCCCCCUGAGGCCGCCUGGGGUCACUGCGGCUCCAGGCGUGGGUCAUGUGAUCCAUGUUCGCUGGUGUAGCCCGAGACCGCUGCUUUGACUGAUCCAACGUCAUUGUACCGAAACAGAUAAAGCCACUAACACCGGUGCCGUCGUGUUUAAAGUCUGUAUAAAGUUUGUUUUGAGGAAAAUAAAUCAAAUGUUUGUUUCUU
Periophthalmus magnuspinnatus is the source of this 880-nucleotide messenger RNA. It is a transcript of the gene tnnc2.2, whose product is annotated as troponin C2, fast skeletal type, tandem duplicate 2. The record is from RefSeq and is a predicted model, not a curated record. Gene Ontology annotation, molecular function: calcium ion binding. Bases 114 to 596 code for a protein of 160 amino acids. Lineage: Eukaryota; Metazoa; Chordata; Actinopteri; Gobiiformes; Gobiidae. The transcript is spliced from 6 exons. Gene Ontology annotation, cellular component: myosin II complex.